Molecule: messenger RNA, 888 nt
Organism: Rotaria sp. Silwood2
Lineage: Eukaryota; Metazoa; Rotifera; Eurotatoria; Philodinida; Philodinidae
Source: the annotation of a GenBank genome assembly
AUGAUAAAACCUUCACAUUUAAGUACAAAAACAACGAUAUCAUCUGUACUUGGUAAUAAUUAUACAGAACCGGCUAAUGAAGAAGAAAAACAAUUAAGAAAUGGUGGAGUUCUACAUGAUGUCGGUAGAAUGUAUGAAAGAUCACAUGAUAUUUAUGAUAAAUUAAUGAGUUAUGAAUAUUCAUCAGAUGAAGAAUUUCAAAAAGAAAAUCAUCAAAUAACAUUUAGUUCAUUUUGUGAAAAAGUUAGACGAAAAAAAGAUUUACCAACACCACUUUUUGCUGUAUUUGCCAAUGCAAGACAGAAAGUUGAAGAUCCUAUUGGACGUUAUUUUGCAGAAUCAAAUCUUUAUAAAGUUUGGUCAUUUUUGACUUUACCAAUUACAUUACCAAUUGAUCUUACAUAUACAACAAUGAAAAGAAUAUUUGGAAAAAUUCUUCCCUCGUCUUCAUUUAAUCAAUCAUCAAAUCGUGCAAUGAAUUUUUUCUGGUCAUUUUUUAGUGAUAAUGAUGAUUAUUAUUGUUAUCAUGUUAAUGAUUGUGAAUGUACAGAAAGUCGUAUAUCAUCAAACAAAUAUAAUCUUCAUUAUUCUUAUGCUCGAGCAUAUCAACGUCAAAUAAGUGCACCAACAAGUUCACGGACUUCAUCAUCGAAUGAAUCAAAUGAUGAAGAUUUUUUAACAGUAAAUAAUCAUAAUAUAGAACAAUUAAAUCAAUCAACAAUGAAUAAAGAUUAUUGUCAUUAUUUGCAGCAAAUGGCUGAAUUAUCAAGUCAACAAAAAUUUAAUGAAAAAUUUAUAAAAUUUUUUAGUGAUGAUCAUCAUUUAACAAAACAUCAAACUCAUAAAAUGCCAGCAACAUCGCUUGGAAGAACACUUUUAUUUACUUAA